CUAAUGCGGUGAGCGCACAGGACCGCACCAUCACAUCCCGGGGGAGCUAUUGCGGUCCCAACCAAGUUCUUUGGGCGGGGGUCCGGAGCAGCCGCGCUCUCCCUGUAGGUGUCUGCGCUGCGCCGCAGCCCUGGGCCUGACUGGCGCGUUCUCCCCACCGACGGGUUAACCCGCGUCCUCUCCUCCCCCUCUGUUGGCCGGGCGGUGGUUCGCUCCAGCGCGCUCUCUCGGGAAGUGUCGGGGCAGCUGGAGCAGUCGCCGGUUUCUGCCAGUCCCGAGCCGCUUCUCUGCUGCCGCCGCUAGAAUCCAACCACCAUCAUGUCUAGCAAAAGGGCAAAGACAAAGACCACUAAGAAGCGCCCUCAGCGCGCAACCUCCAAUGUAUUUGCAAUGUUUGAUCAGUCACAAAUUCAAGAAUUCAAAGAGGCCUUCAACAUGAUUGAUCAGAACAGAGAUGGUUUCAUUGACAAAGAAGACUUGCAUGAUAUGCUCGCUUCCCUUGGAAAGAAUCCCACUGAUGAAUACCUAGAUGCCAUGAUGAAUGAAGCUCCAGGCCCAAUAAACUUCACUAUGUUCCUAACAAUGUUUGGAGAAAAACUAAAUGGCACAGAUCCAGAAGAUGUAAUCAGAAAUGCUUUUGCUUGUUUUGAUGAAGAAGCAACUGGGGUCAUUCAAGAAGAUUACUUGAGAGAGCUGCUGACAACAAUGGGAGACAGGUUUACAGAUGAAGAAGUAGAUGAGCUAUACAGAGAGGCACCAAUUGACAAAAAAGGAAAUUUCAACUACAUUGAAUUCACACGCAUCCUUAAACAUGGAGCGAAAGACAAGGAUGAUUGAAAAAAAAUUCAGGCACCUGCAGAAAGCUCUAGUUUUCACUUGCCUUUAUUUUUGAGGGUUUUUUCCUGGUAGAAUCUGUUGCAUGAAUCUAGCUUUUACAGCUUUUGCCUUUCUCAAUGUAUUUAUCUAUUCCAGGCCAUUCUGGCACAUUUUUGCACCUGUGUAAUCAGACUGGAUGUGAGGGAUGAUAUUGUAAUGAAAAGCAUCUGGGAACAAAGACCAAUGAAUUUGAAAACCCAGGAAAAAAGUCUCAAUGUUUCUGGAUUAGCUGGAUUUUUACAUUUUUGUAAUAAAAAUGUCAUUUUGAAAGAGAUUGCUAUAUAAAUAAAAUACCUCAAACUGC
Molecule: messenger RNA, 1180 nt
Organism: Pelodiscus sinensis (Chinese soft-shelled turtle)
Lineage: Eukaryota; Metazoa; Chordata; Testudines; Trionychidae
Source: RefSeq, a predicted model, not a curated record